AUGCCCUCUCAAGCCUCCACCGACACGGACGACACGUGCUGCCACAUCUGCGAGAGAAUGAAUUUCAGAGACCCGGCCUGGAAGCAAUAUGUCCCAUCAAGCCACUGUGUGCUCUGCGAUCGCCCCUUCUGCAGUGUGCACCAGGAACAAACUGAGGCCGACGGCGACGUUUGUGAAGCAAACCAUGGAACGUACUAUAAAGUCCACCACCACAUGCUCCUUGGAAAGGUGUUCACGAGCAAGCAGGAACGACAGGAACUACUGGAAGAGGAGGUCAUUGCACACCAAGCAAGACAGAGAAAGGAAAGCAUUGGCUGGACACCCCAGGACAACGAGGAUGAUAGCAGGCGUGUUUCUCCCUGA
This is a messenger RNA of Pseudogymnoascus destructans, 363 nucleotides long. RefSeq lists its product as uncharacterized. NCBI's taxonomy places the organism in Eukaryota, Fungi, Ascomycota, Leotiomycetes, Thelebolales, Thelebolaceae. The coding region runs from base 1 to 363 and encodes 120 amino acids. The transcript has a single exon. The record is from RefSeq and is a predicted model, not a curated record.